AUGUCAUUCCCAAAUACUGAUUUAACAAUACAAUUCGCAUGCGUGUUUGUAGUAUUCCUGCUUUGGAUCGUCUCGCUGAUACCAGUAAGAAGAGCCCAAACUCUACAAUUCGAAGGCUAUAAUAAUUCUAAUCCGAGAGAGCAGUACAAUAAUUUGUCGGCAUGGGGUCGACGAGCUGUUAGUGCAUCAAACAACACUAUAGAAGCCUUGGUUUUCUUUUCUGCUGCAGUUUUCACUCGAGCCUUUUCACAGAUUUCCCAAUACGGCGGCACUUCUCCAACUGGAAAAGAUGGUACAGUUGCGACCGCAACUAGCGUUUUCUGCAUUAUUUAUGCUGUUAUUAGAGCGGAUUAUUGUAUCAAUUCCAUUUAA
Molecule: messenger RNA, 372 nt
Organism: Acaulospora morrowiae
Lineage: Eukaryota; Fungi; Glomeromycota; Glomeromycetes; Diversisporales; Acaulosporaceae
Source: the annotation of a GenBank genome assembly